AUGGGUGACGCCUCAUUUGAUUUUAUAAAUCCACGAUAUUUGUUGGGUAUUAGUGAUGAACCAAAACAAUUAUUACAACCAAUUACUGGUUAUGCUUAUGAACCAUUAUUAUCAUUAGAAGAAGCAUGCGAACCACUUCUAGAUAUUGUUCCUCGUCUAGAACCUCACAUUUGGAUUGCUAAAGAAAAUUCAAAAACUCCUGCUGAUGGUCUCUCACAAGAUGAAUCAGCGUCUAUUCGUCUUUAUACUAUGGAAUGGGAUGCACCUGCAAAUCAAACACGUGGAAGUCUCUAUUCUCAUCUUAAUCGAACAUUGAAACAAGUUGAUCGAACAAAACUACGACCAUGGUUUCGAUUUCUUAAAUUAUUUGUUACAGCAUUAGCUAAAUUACCAGUAGCUCCUCGACAAACAGUUUGGCGUGGUGUAAGAAAAGAUCAUAGUGCUGAAUAUCCACCAGGUGCCGAAGUAACAUGGUGGGCAUUUUCAUCUUGUACAACAUCAUUAAGUGUUCUUGAGUCAGAUCUUUAUUUGGGUAAUACUGGAACACGAACUCUUUUUUCAGUUGAAACAAUUAAUGGACGAACAAUUCGUGCACAUUCACAUUUCGUAACUGAAGAUGAAAUAUUAUUAUUACCGGGCACCUAUUUCGAAGUAAGAUCUCAAAUAAGUCCGGCACCUGAUCUACAUAUUGUUCAUCUGCAACAAAAGAUUCCACCACAUGUACUUCUUGAACCACCAUUUGAAGGUGCUGAACUUAUUCCAUUUUCUGAAUCUGAUCGACUCUCACGAUCACGUGUUAAGGAACCUGAAGAAUUGGACGAUACUCGUCCUUGGUAUAUGAAAAAAAGAAUAUUAUCUGUUAUAGCUGUUAUAGUAGCGUUAAUAAUCAUGGCUAUUAUAUUAGGAUCAGUAUUAGGCACUCAAAAGAAACAUGCAGCACAAACGACUUCGACUUCGACUCCUACACUUACUACUACAUUCUCAUCUAUUUAUUACAACGGAUCAGUACCUGAUCCAGUAUCUGUUGCAGAUGCAUUCUAUGCAUUUGAUGGAAAUACGAAUGAUCUUUAUUCUCUUCGGAAUGGUGCUGUUGCAGGUGGACCUGUCAGUUAUAUUCAAGGUUAUGUUCCAUAUGGACAAGCUAUUGUUUUAACUCAGUCAAAUGCAACUCAAAUUAAUAUACAACCCGCUUUCAAUUUAACUACUACUUCAAAUUUUACUAUCGAAGGAUUUUUCAUGUUACAAAAAACUCAGUUGAAUGCAACACUUAUUCAACUUGCCCCAAAUAUUAUGUUAAAUCUUGUAAACGGUGUAUUAUUUGCCUCGAUAGGAUUAAAUACUAGUAUUGUGGGUACUUCAGUCCUUUCGACACAACAUUGGCAUCAUAUCAGUUUUGUAUAUUAUGCAACUAAACAGACAGCAACUAUUUCUAUAGAUGGAAUUGUUGAAGCAACAAAUUCAUCUGUUAAAUUAGGAAUAUCAGCAAAUAAUACCAAUUCACUUAUCAUUAUUGGAGCCGGAUUUCAAGGUUAUAUCGAUCAAUUAUCAAUUUCAUUAAAAGCUAAAACUCAAGAUGUAAUACAAUGGGAUGCUACAAUAGCUGCUUAUUAUCGAUUAGAUUUUCAAUGGACACUUGAUUCUGGACCGAAUGGUCUUAAUGCUAGUGGUGUAGAUAUAAAUACAAUUUAUGGUUGGCGAUAUGAUGCACUUAAUUUUAAUAUGUCUGAUGCUUCGUUUCAAGCGAAUGGAUUUACAGCACUUGGAACACCACAACAAGCAUUUUCAGUUGCUUUAUGGGUUCGAGCCGAAACUCAAAGUGGUGUAUUUCUUACUGUAGCUAAUCCAUAUACAUGUUUACUUGUACUUGGUCUUCAAAAUGAUGGAAAUAAGAUUGUGGCUUAUCUACCAAAUGCAACUGCCACAGGAGCUGGUGUAAAUAUUGUUGGACCACAAAUGCCAACUAAUGCAUGGACACAUGUUGCAUUUACGUGGAGUUCAACAAAUUUUGCAAAACUUUAUACAUCAGCUUUAUUGGCUAAUGUUGGUGUUGGUGCAACUACUCUUAAUAAUGUUCGUGGUGGUAAUAAUAGUGCUCCAAUGACAGUUACACUUGGUAAUUAUAGUGGUUCAGCAAAUUGUCAAGGUAUUCAAGGAGUUAAUGUAUCACAAACAUUUAUGGGUUCCUUAGAUGAAGUUUUUGUAUUUGCACGUGAAGCACAACAAGGUGAUUUGCAACAGAUCAUUCAAACAUUACCGAGUUAG
Molecule: messenger RNA, 2262 nt
Organism: Adineta steineri
Lineage: Eukaryota; Metazoa; Rotifera; Eurotatoria; Adinetida; Adinetidae
Source: the annotation of a GenBank genome assembly